This is a messenger RNA of Passer domesticus (house sparrow), 2334 nucleotides long. Its product is annotated as serine/threonine-protein kinase PAK 3-like. Gene Ontology annotation, cellular component: cytoplasm. NCBI's taxonomy places the organism in Eukaryota, Metazoa, Chordata, Aves, Passeriformes, Passeridae. The transcript is spliced from 13 exons. Gene Ontology annotation, biological process: protein phosphorylation; intracellular signal transduction; regulation of axonogenesis. The coding region runs from base 161 to 1939 and encodes 592 amino acids. Gene Ontology annotation, molecular function: protein serine/threonine kinase activity; ATP binding. The record is from RefSeq and is a predicted model, not a curated record.
GUGCACGGAAGGCCUCAGUGUCAGAGCAGUCCUAGGGCUUGCUCAGAGCAGGAGCACCCUGCGCCUUGAGGCAUUUGUCAGUGGGCAGCUGCACACUGACAGGAGCCUUGUUUGUUCUAGUGUUGGAGCACAGCGUGCAAACUUGCACAGCAGUGCUACAAUGAUUCAGCAGCUUGCUGCUGCAGUGGUUACUGUUUGUGGUGUUACUUAUUCCGGCUAUUUUCUGACUCACCUGGCACGUCACAUAAAACAUGUAUUCAGCGGACCUGAUCCUGAGGAGACAAAUGCAACAGCCAUCUCUCCCCUGGCUCCCUCUGCUCCUGGAGAAGAAGCCAAAGAGGAGCAAAGGGAGCAAGAUGACCACGAGACUCCAGCCGUGGUCACAGCCCAGCCUGAUCAUCCCAAGAGAAACAUCAAGUCAGAGCCCCAGGCAGAGCUGCCCGAAGCUCAGAGUGCCAUCAUGGCAGUGAAGAGGAGGAACAAAGAUGAGAUGAGAGGAAUUCAAGAGGAGAUGAAUCGCCAUCAGCACAGGAGCGAUCAACAAAAACAGGUAAGUGGAAGAGUGGCAGCCACUCCACUCAUGAAACUUCCCAUGCAUUGUUGUUUACAGACCAUCAAGGAAGAUGUGGAGGCAGAGCUGCAGGAAUCUGAGGACAGGAACAAGGCAAGGGAGAAGAGGCUGGAGGAAGAAAUGAAAAUCAUCAGAGAGAAACUUAACCGCCUCCCUAAGGCUCUACAAAAUGAAGUGCAAGUGUCGACAUCUCACCUGGCAGCCUGCAAAGACUUCCAGCAAACAACGGGCAAUGAAGGGCCCCAAGGUUGGCGUGAGGCACAGGAACUGUCCCCACCAGAAGUGCGACAGGUUCAGCACAUCAUGGGCUCUGGCAUUAAACCUGCUGCUGCAGCAGCAUUACCUGGAGGAAGAUAUACUGUUGAAUCUUGGAAGUCAAGCUCGGACAGUUCGUUCAUCACCAGUUCUGACAGUAGCCUGGCUGCUCCAAAAUGGGAGAUUGAGGAGAAAUAUCUGCAGAUACUGGGGAGAAUGGUGACCAUGGAAAAUCCCACAAUGAAAUACACGGAACUGGAACACAUUGGCAGCGGGUCUUUUGGAAAUGUGGUUAGAGCACUCGACAAUGCCACAUGCGGUGAGGUGGCUAUAAAGAAAAUAAAGCUUCGAGGACGGAAAAGGAAGCAGCUAACCCUUAAUGAAAUCAUGAUCAUGAAGAGGCAUAGGAGUCCCAGUGUUGUGAAUUAUUUAGACAGCUACCUUCUGGGUGAGGAACUCUGGCUGGUUAUGGAGUACAUGGACGGAGGCACCCUGAGCGAUGUCAUCAGCAAGAGCUACCUGUCUGAAGAGGAGAUGGCAGCCAUCAGUCGGGAGUGCCUGCAAGGACUGGAUUUUCUUCACUCCAACCACGUGAUCCACCGAGAUGUGAAGAGCAGCAACAUCCUCCUCAGAACCGACGGAUCUGUCAAGCUGGCCGAUUUUGGCCUCUCUACUCAACUCACUCCUGAGAAGAAUAUACGGAGCUCGUUAGCAGGGACUGCUUGGUGGAUGGCACCUGAAGUGGUGACGUGUCAACCAUAUGGCCCCAAAGUGGACAUAUGGUCUUUUGGAAUUGUGGGAAUUGAAAUGGUGGAACAAGAACCUCCUUACUGGAACCAGAGUCCUGCCUCGGCUAAAUUCAUGAUAGCCUCAAUAGGGACCCCACAGCUGCUGCAUCCCAAGCUCCUCUCAGCUUGGCUGCGUGACUUCCUGAGCUGCUGCCUGCAGACAGACGAGGAGCGGCGCUGGUCUGCCAAGGAGCUCCUGCAGCAUCCAUUUAUAACAUCUGCUGAGCCUGCAUCCAGCCUGGUGCCACUGCUUGUUGCAGUGAGGAAGAGGAAGGAGACAAGACAGCACCACUUAGUUAUCAACCACCUUAGAGCAGGAUUGUAGGUUAGGAUAAAGGUAAAGUUUAGGCUUAGGCUUAGGCUUAGGCUUAGGCUUAGGCUUAGGCUUAGGCUUAGGCUUAGACUUAGGUUUAGGCUUAGAUUUAGGCUUAGGUUUAGGCUUAGGCUUAGGUUUAGGCUUAGAUUUAGGCUUAGAUUUAGGUGUAAGUUUAGGCUUAGGUUUAGGUUUAGGCUUAGGCUUAGGGUUAGGCUUAGGCUUAGGGUUAGGCUUAGGACUAGGUUUAGUCCUGCGGUUACGGUUAGAGUUACUGUUAUGACUAGGCUUAGGUUUAGGUUUAGUGUUAGGGUUACAACUAGUCUUAAGGGGUUAGGGUUAGGGUAUGAUUUUGUAAUAGGUGUGCGGAGUAGGAUUUGAAGUUAAUAAAAUAUUUCAAACCAAAA